AGACUACUCAGGAGGGUGGAUAAAAAAUUCCAAGAUAUUCUCAAUUUCGUUGCUGAUAUCUUGAAAAGACAGCACACUUUGUACGCAAGUGUAUGUUGAAGAUGCCUUCCAAUGGCUUGGUUUCUCAUCAUCCGAUCAUCCAGUUCAGGAACUGUCGCAUCCUCCAUCAGCGUCGGAUCAUCCGAGACGACCUGUGGGUGAGAAAUGGGGAGAUCCUGAAUCCAAGAAAGCUUUUCUGGGAGGAGAAAGGCUAUGCUGAUCACCAGAUAGAUUGCCAGAAUGCCAUCAUUGUUCCUGGCUACAUUGAUGUGCAAAUCAAUGGUGGUUUCGGUUAUGACUUUUCCUCUGAGCCAGAGCUUGUGUCGGAGGGAAUCCAGAAGGUCGCUCAAGGCAUCCUGUCUCAUGGGGUCACCUCUUUCUGCCCCACCCUUAUCACUUCAUCCCCAGAUACAUACAGAAAGAUUAUACCACAGAUACACAAAACAGAGGGGUCAAACAAAGGGGCUGGUGUAUUAGGUCUACAUUUAGAAGGGCCCUUCAUCAGCGUAGAGAAAAGAGGGGCACAUCCCCAGCACCUGGUCCACCCCCUCUCUGGCGGCACACAGGACCUCUUUGAUGUCUACAGUAAUCUGGAUGAUGUCGCCAUAGUAACGCUAGCUCCGGAGCUGAUUAACGCCAAGGCCGCGGUGCAGGAGCUAGUAAAGAGAGGCAUUACUGUGUCAGUAGGUCAUUCUACGGCUAAUCUAUGUAUAGCAGAAGAGUCUGUCAAUGCUGGUGCUUCAUUCAUCACUCAUCUCUUCAAUGCAAUGCUUCCAUUCCAUCACAGAGAUCCAGGUAUAGUGGGUCUUCUGGCAAGCAAUGCGAUCAACCGUUGUGUGUACUACGGAGUGAUUGCCGAUGGUAUCCAUACUCACCCAGCAGCUCUGCGUAUAGCCUUCCAGACACAUCCCGAUGGGGUUGUCUUAGUAACGGAUGCCCUGUCUGCGCUGGGAUUACCACCUGGCAGGCAUCAACUUGGCACACAACAGCUGGAUGUUAGGGACAAUGCUGCUUACGUGGCUGGUACCAACACUCUCAGUGGAAGCAUCGCCACCAUGUCAUCUUGUGUCAAGUUCUUACAAGGAGCAACCCGUUGCACCACCGUAGAGGCUGUCGAAGCUGCAACUCUUCACCCUGCCCAGCUCCUAGGAAUCACAGAGAGAAAAGGAACUCUAGACUAUGGCACUGAUGCGGAUUUCUUAUUUGUAGAUGAGGAUUUAAAUGUUAAAAGGACUUAUAUCGCUGGUGAAAUGGUCUGGGACUCCAAAACAGGUUUCAGGAAUAAAUCAAGCUAGCAUGUACUGUAUGUAUUAACCAAGCACACUGUAUCCUUUGCCAUAUGUGCUAAAUCUUAUUGAAUACUUAUUGUUUUAUUACUGAAAUGAAUGCACACUGUGUGCAUGAAAGUACUUCGUAUUAUGUAUAUCGAUAUCUAUAUGUAUAUAUGUAGGCAUGAGGAAUCAUGGUACUAGAGAACACAGAUGUAGCUCAACUUUCACUUUAUUUGAGCAAGCUUUUGGCUUUGUAAUCUCAGAAAUGGAUGAUUGCCCUUCUGUCCUCAAAAUGAUAGAAAUAGUAGAUACUCACGUGCAAUUGAUCCGCUGCAGUCUCUAUCUACAGUUUAUGCAAACAAGAUACAAGCCAAACCAACAAUAUCAUUAUCUUGCCAUAACCUGGAUUGUUGGUCCUUACAAAUAUCCCAAACUAGAAUAUGAACUAGAGAUGGUGGUAGGCAGGUUUGUUAGGAAAAUAUUUUGGAUAAUGAGGUGCCUUAAUUAGUGGAGCUAGGUUAAAUGAGAGAUGAAGAUAUAUCAGAUGAUAUUGAGCUUUAGUUUCAUGUUUAUGUCUGUCUUGCUUUGCGCUUUGUGAGCAAUUAUUAUAUCUCGUACAUGUGUACACCCCCCGGAAAAUUUUAAAAAGUGCACAUUUUUGUUAAUAGCAACAUGUGUACAUGUUCAUAUCAAUCACACAAAUCGUUCUUAACAAAUCGAUCACCAGAACAAUGAAAAUUUAGAAAAACACAGCGAAGUUGACCAUGAUUGCAAAUUUUAUGAAAUUUGUGCAGACAAAUGAAAAUUGGCAUAGUGUGCUAUUGUGCAAUGUGAUCUCAUGUGUAUGUCUGAGGCACACACCAUUUCAUUUCAUUUAUGUUCCACAUUCCAGUAAAGAAUUCUCAAGAUAUCUGCCUCUCCCCACACAGUAAUUAAUGCCUGGCUAUCUUCUUGAGUCCAAAGAAACGCAAUGUUUUCCACCAUUUUAUUUUAAUUCAGCGCGUGUCAACCUAGUGUCGGGGUCAAAUAUUCCAAUCACGUGAUCAUUCCUAUUUCCGGUUUCUCCCCGGUAUGUGCACUCAAUCGGAACGGGGUUUGUUUCUACUUUUAUGUACAUUGUCCGGUUAGCUUCCCUUAUCCCCUAUCGGCCAUUAACCGGAUACUGGCUUUAGAUAGAAACAAGGCCGCUUAGCAUAGUAGGAUCUAUAGCUGUACAUCUAGACAUUGAGCUCGAGUACAUUCUGCAUAUCCAAACCCUUUCCUUAUUGAGCCCGAGGCCAAGGUAGAAUGAGAAGUCCAAGACUGUAGAGACACGGCAGAAGAGAACUUUUGAGUCUUGGACUAAAGGUCUAUUCGGUGGAUACGACUCGAGGUCCACUCCAUCUCUGAGUCUGACUCUGUCAAAAGAAAAAUGAAAUUAAGAAAAAAUGAUAAAAUAGAGCUCUGGAUUGAAGGGGCAUACUCCCGACUUUCUUAAGGCUCCCUCCAGAUUAGUGCUUAUGAGCCCGCACAGAUCAUAUCUGGUGAUUGAACAUCCUGGAUGCUCAGCUAGAAAGUAUGUGCACUAUCUGUUGAAAUGGGCCUGGUACUGCUCAGAGGGCAUUUCUUAAAAGGAGGGAAUUCUUCUUCUUAGUCUCUUUGGAGAUGCGCUGGAUAGGUGUCCUUUGCUGUAGCAAGAACACUCAUCAUUUCGGGUGAUUGUCGCUUCAGGGAAUGGGUGUUUGCUAGAUAGGUUCCAUCCGGAUUGCCAACGUUCCGCAAAGAGGACAUUUUAGUGGGGCGUGGGAAGUCUUCUUGGUCUCGCAGAUGCGCUGGAUAGGUAUCCAUCCGGAUUGCUAACGUUCCACACAGAGGAAAUUGUGGGGGGGCAUGGGAAGUCUUCUUCUUGGUCUCGCAGAUGCGCUGGAUAGGUAUCCAUCCGGAUUGCCAACGUUCCGCAAAGAGGACAUGUUAGUGGGGCGUGGAAUAUCUUGUUCUUGGUCUCGCAGAUGCGCUGGAUAGGUAUCCAUCCUGAUUGCCAACGUUCCGCAAAGAGGACAUUUUAGUGGGCGUGGGAAGUCUUCUUGGUCUCGCAGAUGCGCUGGAUAGGUAUCAAUCCGGAUUGCCAACGUUCCGCAAAGAGGACAUUUUAGUGGGGCGUGGAAUAUCUUCUUUUUGGUCUUGCAGAUGCGCUGGAUAGGUAUCCAUCCUGAUUGCCAACGUUCCGCAAAGAGGACAUUUUAGUGGGCGUGGGAAGUCUUCUUGGUCUCGCAGAUGCGCUGGAUAGGUAUCAAUCCGGAUUGCCAACGUUCCGCAAAGAGGACAUUUUAGUGGGGCUUGGGAAGUCUUCCUUUUUGGUCUCGCAGAUGCGCUGGAUAGGUAUCCAUCCGGAUUGCCAACGUUCCGCAAAGAGGACAUUUUAGUGGGGCGUGGGAAGUCUUCUUGGUCUCGCAGAUGCGCUGGAUAGGUAUCCAUCCGGAUUGCCAACGUUCCGCACAGAGGACAUUUUAGUGGGGCGUGGGAAGUCUUCUUCUUGGUCUCGCAGAUGUGCUGGAUAGGUGUCCUAAGAGUGGAAGGAAUAAAAAUAUAUUAUAUGGUUGAUACAUGAAGGUGAAUGUUAUUUAUUGUCUUCACAGGCAGUUCUAUAUACUCUGCCAUUUCAAUGAUGUAUGUGUAAACAAGUAUUACAUUUAUCUCAUUUUAAUAGUAGGUAGGGAAUUAAACCAUUAUAAAAACAUGAUACUGAUAAGUGAUUGUGUAAUUUGUAAAGGAAACAUGACCUGUUGAAUUAACAGAAUUAUAGAAGAUCAAGAAAUUAUGUUUGAAACUUCCAGGUGCCCAAGGACUAGCUAAAAGCUGGUUUGUGCUGGCAU
Molecule: messenger RNA, 4162 nt
Organism: Strongylocentrotus purpuratus (purple sea urchin)
Lineage: Eukaryota; Metazoa; Echinodermata; Echinoidea; Camarodonta; Strongylocentrotidae
Gene: amdhd2
Product: N-acetylglucosamine-6-phosphate deacetylase-like
Exons: 9
Coding region: 93-1334 (413 amino acids)
Biological process (GO): N-acetylglucosamine catabolic process
Molecular function (GO): N-acetylglucosamine-6-phosphate deacetylase activity
Source: RefSeq, a predicted model, not a curated record